This is a messenger RNA of Rasamsonia emersonii CBS 393.64, 558 nucleotides long. RefSeq lists its product as uncharacterized. Lineage: Eukaryota; Fungi; Ascomycota; Eurotiomycetes; Eurotiales; Trichocomaceae. The record is from RefSeq and is a predicted model, not a curated record. The transcript has 4 exons. Bases 1 to 558 code for a protein of 185 amino acids.
AUGGAACGAGACACCCUUAUAAACCGUUGGGACCGUCAACCCAACGGCCUCCUGGGCGCGCGGUGCAAUCUGAGACUAUCGAAUAUAGCGGAACAGCCGAGAACCUGCAGUUGUAUGGCUAAGGACAAGACUCCCCUACCGCCGCCACCACUGCAGCUGCUGCAGACGAAAGGGAAAAAGCGUCCUGCUCUGGCUGGCACGAAAAAGGGCGAGCGUGGCCGCAAGAAGAUACGUUUCGAGGGAGGACAAACAAGGGAAUUUCGAGCAGAACUUGAAGAACUCGCCAACUGCGAGGUCACAGAACGCAUCGCACAGCCCAAACCCAGCAUGCCAGUGUCCGUGUCCUCGAAUGUGCUCCGCAGUGACUGCAUUACCGACGACGUUUCUCUGGCAGUUGCCGGCGCUGAUAUCGUCCAGAAUGGAUAUUACUUUAAGUAUAUGGCGCCGUAUACCUCCAUUGUCGGCCAAAUCAGGAUUAUCAAGAGCUUCCAAAUGCAACAGACGGAAGAAGAUUCGCCUGUAGAACAGUCUACAGACGAUGAUAUCUAUCAUCGAUGA